Messenger RNA from Sinocyclocheilus grahami, 3148 nucleotides. Its product is annotated as bifunctional 3'-phosphoadenosine 5'-phosphosulfate synthase 2-like. The transcript has 12 exons. The record is from RefSeq and is a predicted model, not a curated record. The coding region runs from base 186 to 2030 and encodes 614 amino acids. Gene Ontology annotation, molecular function: sulfate adenylyltransferase (ATP) activity; adenylylsulfate kinase activity; ATP binding. NCBI's taxonomy places the organism in Eukaryota, Metazoa, Chordata, Actinopteri, Cypriniformes, Cyprinidae. Gene Ontology annotation, biological process: 3'-phosphoadenosine 5'-phosphosulfate biosynthetic process; sulfate assimilation.
UGCAGUCGUGAUUGUGACGUGAGCAGCGCACGCUGAUCUGAUGGUGGGAGGAUUUCAGGAAGAGCGCUGAGUGCUACGUGUCCAAUACUGGCUUCCACUAACUCUACUUUACUUUUACUCAGUGUUAGUUUCGGAAGGGUCACGUCUUUAGAAAGCCUCGGCCAGCGUGUUCGCUUUGUGGCAUCAUGUCUGGGAUGAAAAAGCUAAGAACGGAUCUGCAGAGAGCAACCAAUGUUGUGUACCAGGCUCACCAUGUGAGCAGAAGCAAGCGUGGCCAGGUGGUUGGGACCAGAAGUGGAUUCCGUGGAUGUACUGUCUGGCUGACAGGGCUGUCUGGUGCUGGAAAGACUACAAUUGGAUUUGCUCUAGAGGAAUAUCUAGUUUCCCAUGCCAUUCCUUGCUACUCGCUCGAUGGUGACAAUAUUCGACAUGGCCUAAAUAAGAACUUGGGCUUCACGACCACAGACAGAGAAGAGAACAUUAGACGUGUUGCUGAGGUGGCCAAACUGUUUGCUGAUGCUGGGCUGGUUUGCAUCACUAGUUUCAUUUCUCCGUUUACAAAGGAUCGAAAUGACGCCAGGAAGAUCCUUGAGAGCGCGGGUCUGCCGUUCUUUGAGGUGUUUGUAAAUGCACCACUGGAGGUGUGUGAGAGCAGAGAUGUCAAAGGACUUUAUAAAAAGGCCCGUGCUGGAGAGAUUAAAGGUUUUACGGGAAUAGACUCAGACUAUGAGAAGCCUGAAGCCCCUGAGCUAGUGUUGAAGACUGGAGAGCUCACUGUCAAUGACUGCAUUCAGCAGCUAGUGGAUCUCUUGAAGGAACAGGAUAUUGUGCCCACUGGUGUGACAGAAGAAGUGAAUGAGCUCUUUGUUCCUGAAAACAAGCUGGACCUGGUGCUGAGUGAUGCCAAUAUACUCCCCACUUUAACUAUCACAGAGCUGGAUUUGCAGUGGGUACAGGUUCUAGCGGAGGGCUGGGCGACUCCACUGAGGGGAUUCAUGAGGGAGAGGGAAUUCCUGCAAGUCUUGCACUUUGGAACUUUGCUUGAUGGGGGAGUCAUCAACAUGUCUGUUCCCAUUGUGCUGCCCAUAUCCAAGGAUGACAAAAAGAGGCUGGACGGUUGUGCUGCUUUUGUCCUGGAGUUCAAAGGUCAAAAGGUGGCAAUCAUGCGCAACCCUGAGUUUUAUGAGCAUCGUAAAGAAGAGAGAUGUGCCAGGCAGUGGGGUACAACAUGCCCCCAACAUCCAUACAUCAAGAUGGUAAUGGAGAGUGGUGAUUGGCUGGCCGGUGGAGAUCUGGAGGUGCUUGAGAGAAUUAGGUGGAAUGAUGGCCUUGACCAGUACCGUCUCACUCCACGGGAGCUAAGACAGACAUUUAAAGAAAUGAGAGCAGAUGCCAUUUUUGCAUUCCAGUUGCGUAAUCCUGUGCACAACGGCCAUGCGCUCCUGAUGCAGGACACAAAGCAUCGUCUGCUUGAGCGGGGUUACAAAAAGCCUGUGCUGCUGCUGCACCCUCUGGGUGGCUGGACCAAAGAGGAUGAUGUACCGCUGGACUGGCGCAUGAAGCAGCAUGCUGCUGUGCUGGACGAAGGAGUGCUGGAUCCAGAGAACACCAUUGUGGCCAUUUUCCCCUCACCCAUGAUGUAUGCUGGGCCUACAGAGGUACAGUGGCAUUGUCGGGCCAGGAUGAUCGCAGGGGCCAACUUUUACAUUGUAGGACGAGAUCCAGCAGGUUUGCCCCAUCCGGAGACAAAGAAGGACCUGUACGAGCCCACACACGGUGGAAAAGUGCUGAUCAUGGCACCAGGCCUCACUUCUCUAGAGAUUAUUCCCUUCAGAGUUGCUGCAUACAACAAAGUUAAGAAGGCCAUGGACUUCUAUGACACGGAAAGACAUGGUGAAUUUGAGUUCAUCUCAGGGACCAAAAUGCGGAGCCUUGCCCGCAGCGGGGAGACCCCCCCCGAUGGUUUCAUGGCCCCCAAAGCCUGGAAAGUCCUAGCUGAGUAUUACAGUUCUCUGCAGAAGGACCAGUGAACACAAGGCACUGGACUAUAUGCAGACAUACAGUAAAGCUCUAUUUAAUCUAUUUCAUUAGAACUGAUAGAUUUAUAGAAAGAUGCAUCGUGUAUUCCAGUCCUACAUUGUAACCAUAAUAAAUCUUUAUUACUCAUUUCUACAGCAUUCUUAGACAAAUGCUAUCUAUAUUUAUGCCCUGCAAAUUACUUUAAAAUAGUAUAUUUUGUUCCCUGAAAUCACCCUGUAGAUGGAUCAAACUACACAGCUACUGCUGUAUCAGGUGUGUUAUAGACUUAUAGUCUGUUCGAGCAGUUCGAACUAUGCGUGACGGUAAUAGGACCAAUAUUUCACCUACCUCAGCUGGAGCUUUAUUUGGAUAAAUGUUUUGUCUUGGCAGUAUUUCCACCAGUGGAGAACAUCGUGUACUCAUUGAAGAGGCAGAUUAAUUCUAUAACAUUGAUUAUAAGAAUUUAAAAAUGUUCAGUACUGGCAGCGGAGUAUAACCACAGUCAGAUGUCUUUGACAUUAACACAAUAGUGUCUUGCAGUGUACGUCCAUGUGCCUUAAUGUAAAUGUGCAUUAUUUUGACAUUCCCAAAUGAACGAGUUACUGUAAAGAGUGAUGUAUGAAUGUUAAUGAUUUGUGCUGAUUGCAUAAACAUGAAACUCUUGAGGAAUCCAAUGUGAAGGAACAAGAGCAUAUUCAUUGUCUUUCCAUUUUCUCAGCGGACCAACCUAAACAUAUUUAUUAUCUUACAGGAAAUGUAUUUACUUCGUUCUACUUUUUGUACAAACUUGUGAGAUUUACAGUGUCAUUUCUUACAAUAUUUGAUGUAAUGUGCAUCGGGCAGUCAUUCCAAUAAACUUUAUUAAGACAAAACCAUUGCCAUCCAAUUUUUCUACAGUGUAAACAAAACAUUUCAAAUAUAUUCUGACUGCUAAGCACAUUUAGACUGAAGAGAGCAGUGGACUAUUGUAAACUAGGAAACCUAGUAACUGAAAAAGUCUUGCAUAUUGUUCAUUGUAUUGCUGGCAAUCCAUAGACAAGUUUCUCCAAAAGAAUAAUCUUUUCAUUUUCAAGUCUCCUUUGCCCACUCGAACCCCAAAAAUAACACCCGACAGAUGAGUACAUGCAUA